AGUGAUGCGCGUUUUAUUCAUCGGACAAAGACUUUUAAAAAUAGGUGUAGUUUAACCCUUCAUCGUGCCAUGGAACAUGAUAGUAUGAGUCUUUUGGAGCAUACACCGCUGCUGCAGUUCUAUGUGCCAUAUUCUGGAUGUACGCUGGUCAUUGUGGAUGGACUGACAUAAAAAACAUGUGACAGCUGCAGACAAGCAUCAUUCUCUUUGAGACAGACAGCAUGGCUUUACCCGAGGCGAGGAAGUUUACGCGGGGGCUCAAUAAACCAGGAACUGCUGCUGAACUGAGGCAAAGUGUUUCUGAGGCUGUAAAGACGUCAGUGAUGAUGGUAAAGCCCAAGGUCAUCGAGCCUCUGGACUAUGAGAGUGUGAUCAUACAGAGGAAAACGCAGAUCAUCACUGAUGCACUACGGGACAUGCUGCAGUUCCCUCUGGAUGACUUUCAGAUCUGCACUCUUAGGCGCCAGGGUCGGACCCUGUUCUCGACUGUGCCAGAAAGUGCAGAACAUGAAGCUCAGUCGCUGUUUGUCCAAGAGUGUAUCAAAACCUACAAGUCAGACUGGCAUGUGGUCAAUUACAAGUAUGAGGAAUAUUCCGGGGACUUUCGCCAGCUCCCUAACAAAGUAUUACGGCCAGAGAAACUGGUCGCUCACUUGUUUGAGGUGGAUGAAGUUGUGGAAAAAGACGGGGACACAGCCUCGCUCGGCGCUCACAAGGGAGGCGUGUCUAAACACGGCUGGCUGUACAAAGGCAACAUGAACAGUGCAAUCAGCGUUACGAUGCGGUCAUUCAAAAGGAGAUACUUCCAUCUGGCUCAGCUAGGAGAUGGCUCCUACAACCUCAACUUCUACAAAGAUGAAAAUACCUCCAAGGAACCCAAAGGAACCAUCUUCCUUGACUCGUGUAUGGGCGUCGUUCAGAACAGUAAAGUACGAAGGUUUGCCUUUGAGUUGAAGAUGCAGGAUAAGAGCACAUUCCUGCUGGCCGCAGACAGCGAAAUGGAGAUGGAGGACUGGCUCAGUACCCUCAUCAAAAUUCUCCACAGCAGCUUUGAACAGGCCACGCAGGAGAAACGUUACGGAGACUUCCAAGAAGAGGAUCACGGAAAAACAGACCUCUGCUCUGGAAGUUUUCAAGACAGCUUUCAGACGGUCAGAGAUAUUGAGUUUAAAAUGAGGAGCGAAGCCAGGCUGAAACUGUUUACUCUGGACCCUGACACUCAGAAAGUGGACUUCACGAGCAUCGAACCAGACAUACGUCAGUUUGAGGAGAAAUUCGGGAAGAGGAUCUUGGUCAACUGUCAUGACUUAUCGUUCAACCUGCAGGGCUGCAUUGCAGAUAAUCAGGAGGGACCAACAACUAAUGUGGAACCUUUCUAUGUGGUUCUAUCCCUAUUCGACAUUCAGAACAGCAGAAAAAUUUCUGCUGAUUUUCAUGUGGAUCUCAACCACCCUUUGGUGCGACAAAUGUCACCCGGCUCUACUUGUGACCACAACUUGCACAUUACUGGUGAGGGUCCCUUGGGCUGGCAAAAGCUGGCCAGUGGGUUUCCAGAGAUGGAUCUCCGAUACCCUAAACACGGAGUGUUUUCAGUCACGUGCCCCCAUCCGGAGAUCUUCUUGGUGGCAAGGAUUGAGAAGGUCCUCCAAGGGGGGAUCACGCACUGUAGUGAACCCUACAUGAAGAGCUCGGACUCAACAAAGAUGGCUCAAAAAGUGCUGAAGAAUGCAAAGAUGGCCUGCAGUAGACUGGGACAGUACCGGAUGCCGUUCGCCUGGUCUGCAAGGCCUGUGUUUAUUGACGCAUCAGGAACUUUGGACAAAAGUGCUCGUUUCUCGGCUCUUUACCGACAAGACAGCAGCAAGCUGUCAGAUGAGGACAUGUUCAAACUGCUCGCUGACUUUAGAAAACCAGAGAAAAUGACAAAACUUCCAGUGCUGCUAGGGAACUUGGAUGUAACUAUUGAUUGUGUGGCCUCAGAUUUGAACAAUUGUGUCACUUCCUCCUACAUCCCGGUGAGGAACUUUGAAGGAAGUGGGCCUGGAAGUGCCCUCUUGGAAGUGGAAGAGUUUGUACCAUCCAUCGCCAAAUGCUCCCAACCCUUUACCAUCUAUAAAAACCUUCUUUAUGUCUACCCAAAGCACCUCAAAUACGAUGGGCAGAAAUCUUUCCCUAAGGCAAGGAAUAUUGCAGUUUGCAUUGAAUUCAGGGAUUCUGAUGAAGAGGAAGCCCGGCCGCUAAGGUGCAUCUAUGGUCGUCCCGGAGGUUCCCUCUUCACCCGACAGGCGUAUGCGGCUGUCUUGCACCACCAACAGAACCCGGAGUUCUAUGAUGAGAUAAAGAUCGAGCUGCCAACUCAUCUGCACCAAAGGCACCAUCUCCUUUUCACCUUCUAUCACAUCAGUUGUGACAGCAACGGCAAGAAGAAAGAUCUGGUGGAGAUUCCAGUGGGCUCAGCAUGGCUGCCUCUACUAAGAGAUGGCAGAGUCAUCACGAAUGAACAGCAUCUAGCCGUGGCUGCUCAUUUGCCCACGGGCUACCUCAGCUGUCAGGAUGCUGUCAACAAGCAUUCUGGCUCUGAGAUCAAGUGGGUUGACGGAGGAAAGCCUCUGUUCAAAGUCUCAACACAUCUUGUUUCCACAGUCUACACUCAGGAUCAGCACUUGCACAACUUCUUCCACCACUGUCAAAGCAUGGAGAUGUCAGAACAAGCAUCAGAGGGCGGUCUGGUGAAAUUCCUGAAGAGUCUCCAUGCCGUGGAGGGCCACAUCAUGGUGAACUUCCUGCCCACGAUCCUCAACCAGCUGUUCUGCAUCCUCACCGGCGCCUCGCAUGAAGAUGUGGCCGUCAACGUGACUAGGGUAAUGGUACAUGUGGUAGCGCAGUGCCAUGAAGAGGGGCUCGGGCAUUACCUGAGGUCUUAUGUCAAGUUUGUUUUUAAACCAGAGACUGACUCCUCCACGGAUGUAAAAACUGUUCACGAGGAGCUGGCCAAAGCCAUGACAGCGAUUCUGAAGCCUUCCACCGAUUUCCUAACCAGCAACAAGCUGCUGAAGCACUCUUGGUACUUCUUUGAAGCGCUUGUCAAAGCCAUGGCUCAUUAUCUCAUCCAGAGUGAUAAAGUCAAGCUCGCAAGACAUCAACGUUUUCCAGGCUCCUUCUACCAUGCUGUUGAGACCUUGGUCAAUAUGCUGAUGCCUCAUAUAACCCAGAAAUAUAAGGACAACCUGGACGUGGCACGCAAUGCCAACCAUAGCCUGGCAGUUUUCAUUAAGCGCUGCUUCACCUUCAUGGACCGAGGAUUUGUGUUCAAGCAGAUCAAUAACUACGUGAAUUUCUUCCUACCUGGCGACCCCAAGACGUUGCACGAGUUUAAAUUUGAGUUCCUGAGGAUUGUAUGCAGCCAUGAGCAUUACGUCCCUCUCAACCUUCCUAUGCCCUUUGGAAAAGGCCGGGUACAGAGGUUCCAAGAUCUUCAACUGGACUACUCGCUGAGCGAUGACUUCUGUCGAAACCACUUCCUGGUGGGUCUGCUGCUGAGGGAGGUGGGCGGCGCCUUACAGGAGAGUCCAGAGGUUUGUCAGAUUGCCGUCCAGGUGCUGAAGGGACUGAUGAUGAAACAUGCCUUUGACGACCGCUAUGCUGCCAAAAGCCACCUGGCCAGACUUGCCACCCUCUACCUGCCCUUGUUUGGCAUGCUGCAGGAGAACGUCCACCGGCUAGAAAGCAAGGCAGUUGGGCCUCCAAACCACCACAAGAACCCAAUGGAGGACUCUCUCAUGGUGACCCCCCAGAAGCAUGGCACUUACAUGGACAGCGGUCUUCACAAAGAAGUCUUUGGCGUUAUCUCUGGAACCACCUCACCUUACAGUUCCACCCCCAAUGUUGGCUCGGUUCACCAUGCAGGCUCCAGAGGCUCUUUGGUCUCCACUGACUCUGGAAACAGCCUGCUGGACAAGAGUAGAGACCAGACAAACUCUUUGGAGAAGUGCGCCUCAGCUCCAGGCAGCUCUGUGCUGCGCUGUGACAAACUGGAACAGGAUGAAGUCAAAAACCUGCUCAUGUGCUUCCUGCAUAUCCUUAAGAGCAUGUCAGAAGAAGCCCUUUUUGCUUACUGGAACAAAGCAAUGGCAUCUGAGCUCAUGGAAUUUUUUACAUUAUUGGAAGUCUGCCUUCAUCAAUUUCGUUACGUGGGGAAGCGAGUCAUCACCAGGAGUCACGAUGGGACUCUGAGUCCAGACAGGAAAUCCUUGCUUGUGUCUCGUAACAGGGCGGGGAUCCUGCACUCCCGCUUACAGCAGUUUGGGACUUUGGAGAAUGCUCACAUGCUCAACAACGUGUACGCUCACACAGAAGUGGACAUCAGCAACCAAUGCUUGCUGGAGGCCAACUUGUCUACAGAAGUGUGUCUUACUGUGCUGGACACACUCAUCGUUUUCAUUAUGGGAUUCAAGAGCCAGUUGAACUCGGAUCUUGGCCACAACCCCCUGAUGAAGAAAGUAUUCCAGUUACAUCUGUGCUUCCUGCAGAUCCCUCACUCGGAGGCUGCCCUCAAGCAGGUCUUCACCUCACUCAGGAAUUUUAUCUACAAGUUUCCCUGCACGUUCUUUGAUGGCCGGGCUGACAUGUGCGCCUCCUUCUGCUAUGAAAUCCUGAAGUGUUGCAACUCCAAGCUGACCUCCCUGCGUAACGACGCCGCCCAUCUUCUCUACUUCCUAAUGAAGAGUAACUUUGACUACACCGGACGCAAAUCGUUUGUCAGAACCCACCUGCAGGUGGUAAUUGCCGUCAGCCAGCUGAUAGCUGAUGUCAUUGGCAUCUGCGGCACACGUUUCCAGCAGUCUCUGUCAAUCAUUAACAACUGUGCAAACAGCGACAAAAGCAUCAAGCACACUGCUUUCCCAUCAGACGUGAAGGACCUGACCAAGCGCAUCAGAACUGUGCUGAUGGCCACCGAGCAGAUGAAGGAGCACGAGAAUGACCCCGAGAUGUUAGUGGACCUCCAGUAUAGCUUGGCCAAGUCAUACACCAGCACGCCCGAGCUACGCAAGACCUGGCUAGACAGCAUGGCGCGGAUCCACAACAAGAAUGGCGACCUUUCAGAGGCAGCCAUGUGCUACGUGCAUGUUGCUGCUCUGGUAGCUGAGUACUUGUCAAGGAAAGGAAUGUUCAGGCAUGGCUGCUCAGCAUUCCGUGUCAUCACUCCAAACAUUGAUGAAGAGGCAGCCAUGAUGGAGGACGUAGGGAUGCAGGAUGUUCACUUCAAUGAAGAGGUGCUGAUGGAGCUGUUGGAGGAGUGCGCUGAUGGCCUUUGGAAGGCAGAGCGCUACGAGCUCAUUGCUGAUGUCUACAGACUUAUCAUUCCCAUUUAUGAACAACGCAGAGAUUUUGAGAAACUGACACACCUGUAUGAUACCCUCCACCGUGCCUACACUAAAGUUUUGGAGGUGAUGCAUACUGGCAAACGUCUGCUGGGUACAUACUUCAGAGUGGCUUUUUUUGGACAGGGCUUCUUUGAGGAUGAAGAUAGCAAAGAAUACAUCUACAAGGAGCCAAAGUUCACACCUCUAUCUGAGGUUUCCCAGAGGCUCUUGAAACUCUACUCUGACAAGUUUGGUCAAGAAAAUGUGAAGAUCAUCCAGGACUCAGGAAGGGUGAACCCAAAGGACUUGGACUCCAAGUAUGCCUACAUCCAGGUGACGCAUGUCGUACCGUACCUUGAUGACAAGGAGUUGGAGGAGAGGAAGACCGACUUUGAGAAAAGUCACAACAUCCGUCGUUUUGUGUUUGAGACACCCUUCACGGUGUCAGGAAAGAAGCAGGGCGGUGUGGAGGAGCAGUGUAAGCGACGGACUGUUCUCACCACUACGCACUGCUUCCCUUACGUGAAGAAGCGCAUUGCAGUCAUGUACCAGCAUCAGAAUGACCUAAGCCCCAUUGAGGUGGCCAUCGACGAGAUGAGCGCCAAAGUAGCUGAGCUGCGACUGCUGUGCUCAGCCACCGACGUGGACAUGAUCCGCCUGCAGCUGAAAUUGCAAGGCAGUGUCUGCGUUCAGGUCAAUGCCGGUCCGCUUGCCUAUGCCAGAGCUUUCUUAGAUGACACCUGUGCCAAGAAAUAUCCGGACAAUAAGGUCAAACAGCUCAAAGAGGUCUUCAGGCACUUUGUGGAGGCCUGUGGCCUGGCGCUAGGUGUAAAUGAAGGGCUGAUCAAAGAGGAUCAGCAGGAGUAUCAUGAUGAGAUGAAGGCCAACUACAGACACCUGACCCGGGAGCUGUCAGACAUCAUGCAUGAGCAGAUCCACCCAGUGAUUGACGGAACCAGGAGCUCUGACGUAGACAUUUUUACAAACAAACUCCACCCUUCCUCGUUUUUGCAAAUGACAUACUCUACUCUCAAAUCCCAACAUGAGUGAAUGGUAGAUGACGCCAUAAUCCACUGCUGCUCGACCACAUACUGUAGCUGGUCAAAUAUAUCAGUGGCAACUUAUGUUCUUUCCUGUGGAGACAAGCGAAUAUGUUUUGACUUUCAAGCUUUUAAAUUGCUAUCUUCUCAAGUCUUCAUUGAGAACCCGGGAGUCAGUGAGACUUGUGUCUUUGUCGAGCACCCAUGAAGUCAGUGAAACUCGAAUCUUAAGUCCAGUACACGUGAGUCAGUGAAACAUGGGUCUUUGUUGAGUACCUGUGAGUUAAACACAAAUUUUCAUUGAGCACCCACAAGUCACUGAAACUCGAGUCUUAGUUGAGUACCGGUGAGUCAGUGAAACUCGAGUCUUCGUCGAGCAUUUUUGAGUCAGCGAAACUCAAAUCUUAGUCCAGUAUGCUUUAGUCAGUGAAACUUGGGUCUUUGUUGAGUACCCGUGAGUCAGUGAAACUUGAGUCUUUGUCAACCCGUGAGUGAAUGAAACUCUUGUCUUUGUUGAGCACCUGUGAGUCAGUGAAACUUGUGUCUUUGUCGAGCACUCAUGAGUCAGUGAAUCUCAACUUUUAGUCCAGUAACCAUGAGCCAGUGAAACUGGGGUCUUCAUCAAGCACACCCGUAUAGUGAAACUUGGAUCUUCGUUGAAUACCCGUCAGUAAAAUUCAAGUGUUCGUCACCCCCUUAGUCAGUAAAACUCGAGUCUUUGUCGAACACCUGUGACUCAGCAAAACUCGAUUCUUUGUCAACCCGUGAGUCAGUGAAACUCAAGUUUGUGUCAAGCACCCGUGAGUCAGUGAAACUUGAGUCUUUGUUGAGCACUUGUGAGUCAGUGAAACAUGAGUCUUCUUCAAGCACCUGUGAGUUAGUGAAACCCGAGUCACUUCAACACAAGUCACUGAAACUCAAGUCUUUGUUGAGCACUCAUGGGUCAAUGAAACUCGAGUCUUCCUCGAGCACUCUUUAAUGAGUGAAACUUACGGCUACGUUGAGCACUCAUGAGUCAGUGAUACUUAAGUCUUUGUCAACUCCUGAGUCAGUGAAACUCAAGUCUCUGUUGAGCACCUGUGAAUCAGUGAAACUUUACUGUUCGUUGAGCACCCGUGAGUCAGUUAAACUCGAGUGUUCGUCGGGCACCCGUAAGGCACUGACACCACUGAGUCACUUCAACUCCUGAGUCACUGAAAGUCAAGUCUUUGUCGAGCACCCGUGAGUCAAUGAAACUUGAGUCUUUGUCAAGCAUUCUUUAAUCAGUGAAACUCGAGUCUACACUGAGCACCAAUGAGUCAGUAAAACGUAAGUCUUCGUCAACUCCUGAGUCAGUGAAACAUUGCUGAGCACCUGUGAAUCAGUGAAACUUGACUCUUCAUUGAGCCCCUGUGAGUCAGCGAAACUCAAGUCUUCGUUGGGCACCCAUAAACCUGUGAAAGUUGACUUUUCAUUGAUAACCCAUAAGUCAGUGAAAGUCAUCUUCAACCCCAGAGUAAGUGAAAGUCAAGUCUUCGUCAAGUACUCAUUAGUCAGUGAAACUCGAGUCAUUGUCAACCCGAGUCAGUAAAACGCGAGUCUUUGUCAACCUGUGAGUCAGUGAAACUGAGGGAGAAUUGAUUUGAGGCAAAACCCAGAUAUAUUUCUUUUUUCACGGGGCAAAUACGCAUGUUAUGCAAAUGCAGUUAGAAUAACAGUUGGACAAACAACUCGUUCGUGGCUCACACAUCUCUACCGAGCAGACACAUAACUCGAGGCAGACAACCGUCCCUCACUUAUUAUGUACGGUGUGGGAAGUCGGUCUGCCUCUGUACAGAAGUGAUUCUUACUCCGUAGUACCGUGACACCCCCUAGUGGUCAUGUAAGUAAGGUGUUUCAGGAGAGUGGAAACUUGCUGAUUUCUACAGCAUCUGUAUUUUUUUUUUUACACGUUUGUGUGUAGCAUCCUUUUUAACCACAAAUAUAUAUGACUGCAUUUCAUACAAAUGUAGACGAACUCUCACGAGCCAGCAAGUAUUUUGUAUUAAGAACGUGUGCAAUAUGUUUUUAUUGUUGUCAUGGUGACCAACUACACAGAUUGCCAAAGAUUUUUGCUAUGCAACACAAGCGGGCGCUGUUGUCAUUGACUCUUUAGCUUGUGACUAGUUGAUGCCUUUUACUCUGUAUGUGUGAAUGCGUCAUUUGUACAUAGUUUUAAUGACGAAUAAAGA
Molecule: messenger RNA, 8613 nt
Organism: Dunckerocampus dactyliophorus (ringed pipefish)
Lineage: Eukaryota; Metazoa; Chordata; Actinopteri; Syngnathiformes; Syngnathidae
Product: dedicator of cytokinesis protein 9-like
Exons: 52
Coding region: 222-6413 (2063 amino acids)
Biological process (GO): small GTPase-mediated signal transduction; positive regulation of GTPase activity
Molecular function (GO): guanyl-nucleotide exchange factor activity
Source: RefSeq, a predicted model, not a curated record